AUUUCCUAUGCAGCUCAAAGGAAGUUGCAUGUUUCAGGAAACAGAGUGAGCUGUCUUUUGCAAGCGAAAUUUCACCAUCAUGUCAGCGGAUCACAGUAAAACGACAACCAUGGACGUGGACACAGCUUUUCUCAAAUCAAAGAGAGGAAUCCUGAAAGUAGCAGAGAUGGGAACUCUGUUUCUGGCAUUUGUGUGUUUUGCUGUGGCAUCCAGGCCAAAGUACAUCACAGCCACUGUGCUGGAGUUUCUCAUCACUUCAUUGCUGCUGUUGCUGUACCUGCUCAAACUCAACAAGAGGCUGACUUUCUUCUUUUGGCCUCUCAUUGACGUUUUCAAUUCAGUCUUUGCAGCAGGCUACUUUAUUGUCUUGAGCCUGAUGGCUUUGACUACAUACACUGUCACAGGCACACUGGUCGGAGGGAUAAUUGGUUUGAUGUCAGCUGGUCUGCUCUGUAUGGACAGCUACACCCUUUUCAAGAACAUCACUUUCAACAAGCCAAGAAGUGAAACCCAGAGUCAAGACAACCAAUGAAUAAAUCAGUUACAAUAAAUUAUUAGAGUAUGCUAUGUGAGUAUUAACAAAUAACCCCCCACCCCCACCACUGAUUACUUUCCAAUGAGUUGUGAAAUCUGAAUAACUGAACUUAUUGUAAGGCUGCACUGCGCAAUAUAUUUCAAACGCUUCUACCACUUCAAAGUUUGUAUCAAUCCCCUGCAUAUUUAAGAUUUUAACUGUAAUCCAAAACGACGCCGUUACUUUAUGAAAGGGCAUACAUAUUAUCAAAUAUCAAUAAAGAUUUUUCUGUGCCUUGCGA
This is a messenger RNA of Lates calcarifer (barramundi perch), 815 nucleotides long. Its product is annotated as proteolipid protein 2. Lineage: Eukaryota; Metazoa; Chordata; Actinopteri; Centropomidae. Bases 80 to 532 code for a protein of 150 amino acids. Gene Ontology annotation, cellular component: membrane. The record is from RefSeq and is a predicted model, not a curated record. The transcript is spliced from 4 exons.